AUGAGACUAAUUAUGAUAGAAGGUAAAAGGGUUAAGGUUUGCCAUUCCAGAAAGCAAUGUAAGGAACUCUCUGCUCUAUUUAUGGUACAAAAUAUCCAAGCCCAUGAAGGUUCAAUUUUGACAAUGAAAUUUAGCCUUGAUGGGCAGUACCUUGCGACUGCUGGUGAAGAUCGUAUUGUGCGUGUUUAGUAAGUGGUGGAAGAUCCAAGAUAAAAUGAAAUUGACAUUCCAGACAUCAAUCCUUCAUGCAUUUAUUUCACAGUGAAUCAUCUUUCUGAGCUUUCACCCUUAAUCGUGCAGAAAGAGAAAUUGGAUAAAUUGAAGAGCCUAAAAAAAAUAGCAGACUCAGCUUUUGUCAUCUUCCCACCGAGGGUCUUUCGGAUAUUGGAGAAGCCACUACAUCAGUUCAAUGGGCACGAUGAUGACAUCUUAGAUCUCUCAUGGUUGAAGACUAAUUGCCUUCUCUCAUCAGCAAUUGAUGAAACUGUUUGUUUAUGGCAAGUAGGAUGUGAGCAUUGCCUUAAAGUUUUUUUACAUAGUAAUUACGUGACAUGUGUUCAGUUUAAUCCUGUGGACAAUAAUCAGUUUAUCAGUGGUUCAAUAGAUGGAAAAGUUUGGAUUUGGGCAAUUACUAGUUGCCAAGUUGUUGAUUGGACAUAUGUAAAAGAUAUUAUCACUGCUGUGUGCUAUCGCCAUAAUGGGAAGGGUGUGAUUGUUGGCUCCAUGCUUUAUGACAAGUCAGAAUCUCAAGAAUUCCAUAGAAAACUUUACAUUAACGAAUUGGUUUGUGCUUUGCUUGUAUCAGAUGGCCAUUUUCAGCUGGAUGCUCGGAUAGAUUUACACAGCAAGAAAAAGGCACCAUGCAAAAGGAUAAUUGGAUUCCAGUUUUUCCCACAAGACCCAAGUAAGCUUAUGGUCACUUGUGCAGAUUCACAAGUCAGAAUUAUUCACGGGUUUAAUGUGGUUGGCAAAUAUGGGGGCACGAUCUUUCUCUCUCGUCUUAGAUUCUUCAUAGAUGGCCUAUUUGAUGACUUUCCUUUUGCUGUAUUAAUCCAUAUUUGUUUCCAACAAGUAAAUCCUUCUGAGGGUGUUAUCUGCUUUGUGUCGGCCUGUUUGGUACAACUUCUAGCAAUGUUAAAGUUGAUAAUUAGAAAGCAGAAGUUAAAAGCACCACUUUUCGUGUUUCUCAAUAACUAG
Molecule: messenger RNA, 1197 nt
Organism: Camellia sinensis
Lineage: Eukaryota; Viridiplantae; Streptophyta; Magnoliopsida; Ericales; Theaceae
Source: RefSeq, a predicted model, not a curated record